Messenger RNA from Cannabis sativa, 1786 nucleotides. RefSeq names its product probable serine/threonine-protein kinase PBL21. The transcript has 6 exons. NCBI's taxonomy places the organism in Eukaryota, Viridiplantae, Streptophyta, Magnoliopsida, Rosales, Cannabaceae. Gene Ontology annotation, biological process: protein phosphorylation. Bases 334 to 1458 code for a protein of 374 amino acids. The record is from RefSeq and is a predicted model, not a curated record. Gene Ontology annotation, molecular function: ATP binding; protein kinase activity.
GUAUUUAUUAUAAAGUACUCAAUUUAUUUUCUUUUAUUAAAAGAAAAAGAAAUAAAAAUAAAAACCAGGUAGCUUAGCUAUAAUACCAUUUCACCGCUAACUAUGGCGUUGAAUCAGUUUCUCUCAAAAUUGCAAUUUUUCUUUUUCUUUCUAAAUAUAGCGUAAUAACUGUACGCGUUAUUUAUGUUAAUUUUUUUUUUUGGUUUUGGUCUUCGGAAGUGAGAGUUUUUGAGACUGCGAAGUGGUUUGGUUUGGGGUUGGGUAGGGCUUUUGGCUUCUUCUAUUUCAAUGGAAUUGGAGAUUUAGGGUUCAUUUCUCUAUGAAUUUUGGAAAAUGAGUUGCUUUUCUUGCUUUACUCGCCACCGAAACGAUUCUAGCAGGGUUGAGAUUGAUAAUUUUACUCGAUCUUCAGGUCGAAAGGAUACCGGUAGCCCGAAUAAAUGUGCGGCGCGUAGCUUCACGUUCAAGGAACUUGCUGCGGCCACUAGGAAUUUUAGAGAGGUGAAUUUGAUCGGUGAAGGAGGAUUUGGUAGAGUUUUCAAAGGCCGAUUGGAAACAAACCAGGUCGUUGCCAUUAAGCAACUUAAUCAUGACGGCCUCCAGGGGUUUCAGGAAUUUAUUGUUGAGGUUCUAAUGUUAAGCCUGCUACACCAUUCUAAUCUCGUUACCUUAAUUGGCUACUGCACUGAUGGAGAUCAAAGGCUAUUGGUGUACGAGUACAUGCCGAUGGGUAGUUUGGAAGACCAUCUUUUUGAUCUCGACGCUGAAAAGAAGCCACUGAGUUGGGAAACUCGAAUUAAAAUUGCUGUUGGUGCAGCACGUGGUAUUGAAUAUCUCCAUUGCAAAGCGAACCCACCGGUUAUCUAUCGUGACUUGAAAUCAGCAAAUAUCUUGCUAGACAAUGACUUUAACCCAAAGCUCUCUGACUUUGGUCUUGCCAAACUCGGCCCUGUUGGUGACAAUACUCAUGUUUCCACCAGAGUGAUGGGCACUUAUGGAUACUGUGCACCAGAGUAUGCCAUGAGCGGCAAAUUGACUCUGAAAUCUGAUAUUUAUAGCUUUGGUGUAGUCUUGUUGGAGCUCAUUACUGGACGAAAGGCGAUAGACAUCACAAAGAGACAUGGAGAACAAAACCUUGUUUCUUGGUCUCGCCCUUUUUUUAAAGACCGGACAAAGUUUGCUCUACUUGUCGAUCCAUUGCUGCAAGGGCGAUUCCGUGUUCGUUGUUUGCAUCAUGCAAUUGCUAUUACAGCAAUGUGUCUCCAAGAGCAGCCAACUUAUCGUCCUCACAUUAGUGACAUUGUUGUAGCUCUCGAGUACUUGGCUUCGCAAAAUGACACAUCAGAGCGACAAAGGGAGGAGGUGCAUAAUUCUGCUUCAGCAUCAUCACCUUCAAACCAGAGCAGAAAAGGCUUUUCGCGGAGAGCAGAUUACGUAACCAGUUCAGCCUCAGUUUAGACUUUCUUUUGGUGCAGUUGCUGACUUUGAUCAAGUUUAUAGCCACUCUCAAGAGAAUAUAUGCAUCUAAGAAUAAUUAUGGUUUAUAUAAAAAUAAUUUUUUACUUGUUAGUUGUAAAUAUGUUAUUGGGGUUCUGAUAGUGUGGCGUUUUGAUGGAGCAUAACUUAAGCAUAUUUCUCAGGUAAACAUAAAGAGAAGUAGAAGAAGAAAACAUACAAUCCAUGCUCUUAUAUGAAAGAUUGUUUAACAUAAGUACUUAGGAAGGAGGACUACAAAGACUUAUUAUAUACAAAAUUGAGAUAACACCAAAUAUUAUUUUCAUUUUCA